This is a messenger RNA of Dunckerocampus dactyliophorus (ringed pipefish), 1806 nucleotides long. RefSeq lists its product as uncharacterized. The record is from RefSeq and is a predicted model, not a curated record. The transcript is spliced from 2 exons. The coding region runs from base 22 to 1170 and encodes 382 amino acids. NCBI's taxonomy places the organism in Eukaryota, Metazoa, Chordata, Actinopteri, Syngnathiformes, Syngnathidae.
GGAAACAAAACAUACACGACAAUGGAGUGGGAUAGGUUUAUUGAGUUUUAUUUUGAGUUGGGCCUAAAAUACAAAGAUAUUAAAACAGUGCUUAGCAGUAAACAUAGGUUCGAGGUAAGUCAAAGACACCUAAAAAGAAUCUGCAGCGAAAGAGGGCUCUCUCGUCGCAAAGCGUAUUCAGAUGUAGCGGUCCUGGUUGAUUUCAUCAAGUACCAACUGCAAUACUCCGGACAACUUCACGGGUAUAGAUGGAUGUACGCGAAAUGCAGAGAAAGUGGACUACGGGUGAGGAAAGAGGAUGUGCGAAUGGCAUUGAAGGAACUGGAUCCGAGAGGAGUCGCAUUCAGGCAAGCAAGGCGCUUACGACGACGGAGGUACUUCUCCAAAGGGCCGAACUUCAUCUGGCACCUGGACUCAUAUGAUAAACUGAAGCCAUAUGGCUUCUGUAUCAACGGGAGCAUUGACGGGUUCUCCAGAAAGAUUAUCUGGCUCAACGCGUACACCACAAACAGUGACCCAAAGCUGAUUGGAGGCUAUUACAUCGAAGCAGUUCAACGUUUGGGGGGCUGCCCACGAAUUGUGAGGGGUGAUCCUGGCACUGAGAAUGGCCAUGUAAGAGACUUUCAGCGGUUACUUGUCCCUAUUCCUCCAGACGGCACCGUUGACAGUUACUUGGAGGGAGCCAGUACCGCCAACCAAAGAAUUGAAUCUUGGUGGGGUUUUCUACGCAGACAGUGUGUGGAGUUUUGGUUGUGUUUGUUUACAGACCUCAGAGAUAAUGGAUUAUAUGACGGCGGGUUUCUGGACAAGGCAAUCCUUCAGUUUUGUUGCAUGGGACUCAUCCAGGAUGAGUUGGAUGACACUGCACAGGUUUGGAAUACACACACCAUCAGACCGUCAAAAAACAUCAACGUCCCCAGUGGUCGGCCCAAUGUGAUGCAUACAUUACCUCAACUCUAUGGAACCAGAGACUUCCUUUCCCCCGUUGAUGAUGCAGUCCAACUGUGCAAAGAUGAAUGCGUCUUUCGCCUGUCAAUACCAUGUGAUCCAGAUGUGUAUAAACUGUGCCUUAUCUUUAUGGCAGAGUCCCAUCUGACUCCACCAGCUGAUCCAUAUCAGGCGGUGAGUUUGUACAUGCAUCUUAGACAGGUCAUCACUGAGUCUAUAUAAGGCAAAAUGCCAAUCCAGACCAUAACUCCUCCGAUUGACCUCAUGACCUCUAAAUGCUCCCCUUCUGAGUGUGCACCUGCAUCUGCAGUAUGUGUGUGGCCUUUAAUUUGAAAACUGCUUGACAAAACUAAUGUAUCUUCUGUUUGUGAUAAACAGCAGAUCAAUGUCUUCUUAUUUUGUAAGAAUUACAAAUUCAUUUCAUGUUUUCAUCACACAAAAUAAGAUUACUGCCACGAACAAGUUGAAAAACAUUUAUUGUAAGUUGACUAGAAACAACACAAAUGCCUUACAUUCUUGUAUAACUAUUUUGGUAACUGUUGUGGUACUGCAUUCUUUAUUCUGUAUGAAAUCCUGGCCUGCAACGCUGAAUAAAUGUAAAUUAUUCCUAAUCUAUAUGGUUUGUUCAUAAAGAUCAAUUGGGAACAUCACUGUCGCUUCAUGGUAAAUGCACACACAUUCUAUAAAAGUAACUGUGAUGUGACAAGGUAAUAAAACAGUGACGCUGUCACAGUGACAGUUAAGUAAUAUAAUGGAAAUAUUACAUAAUCAUUCUGAGGGCCAAUGGGCUUUAUACACAGCCCCACUACUUCCUGAUCCUAAAACAGCUCCUUUAUUUCCUGUCAUUCAUUACUGGAU